CGCGAAUGGACGAUUUGCGCCGACUCGACGGGUCAAGUCAGCGAGGAUUUGAAACAGUCCUCGGAAAAGAUGUGCUCUGGCUUUGCUCAUGCAUUUGCCAAGUAUCUUUCGUCCGGUUAGAUGCUGCACUUGGUAGACGGCGAAGUGCGGAAUGAUCUGGACCCCGCGUAACCACUUGACCAAUUACUAAGUUCAGAGGUGACCAGUUCAAUCCAGUGUCCGUUGAUGGCAAGAUACCGGGUUUCGCCUAGUGCGAUGCCUCGCAUCCCCAGGUCCAUCCCACGUCCGAACAAGGAGCACUCAUCACCGGCAUUCACGAUAAGCCGGCCGUUCGUUGGUCUCAGUAGACGUGAAGAAGUUUGUAAGAAUGUCGCCGGGAACGAGGAUGGUCCUUUCACUCAUGUUGCCGAUCCUCGUCUGCGCCUCGAUACUAUUCGGCGAUUCGAGUGCUCUGGAGUGCUUCGAGUGCAACAGCCACAUCGACAAACGGUGCGCCGAUUCCGUUCCUCCCGAAUCACUGAAGAGAAUAUGCCACAACAACGAGAACGGCAUCAAGUACAGCUUGUGUCGGAAGAUGGAUCAGACGGUAGAUUUCUCCGUCUACGAACUGAAACCGGAGAGACGAAUCAUAAGAACCUGUGGCUGGGACGAAUCGAGGUUCCGAAAUCAGUGCUACGAAAAGGGUGGAUACGGGGGUUACCAGAAGGUCUGCUCGUGUUACGGUAACAAUUGUAAUGCCGGAGAUGGCCACACGCCCAUCUUCUUUCUCGUCCUGUCGUCAUCUUUCAUUCUUGGCAUCCUCACGAGAGAAUUGUAUACUUUGUAAUUUGUAAGACUGCAUUGCGCACUGUAUAAUCCGCAAGUCCUUUUGCUGCAUGCGGUUUUUUGAUGUUCUUGUCGUUGCUUUUGUUCGUUGUUUUCUGUAAUCUUCGUCCUAUACGUUUUAACGAACAAACCAAAUCAUUCAUCUAUUAAAACAUUACGUACAGGUGUAUAAAUUAUUAUAUUUGUCAAAACAGUGCAGGAUACAAAUACAUGAUCAGUUGUUAUUGGUA
Molecule: messenger RNA, 1055 nt
Organism: Neodiprion fabricii
Lineage: Eukaryota; Metazoa; Arthropoda; Insecta; Hymenoptera; Diprionidae
Exons: 4
Coding region: 226-726 (166 amino acids)
Biological process (GO): positive regulation of voltage-gated potassium channel activity; regulation of synaptic transmission, cholinergic; sleep
Source: RefSeq, a predicted model, not a curated record